AUAAACAAUUCCUCACAAUGCUGUCCGACGACUGACGUAUUGCACCACAUCGAAAAAAUGUGUGAAAAAUUUUUGUAAUAUUUUCGUUUUGGUUUUUACACACAAAAGAAUACGAAGCACAUACGCAUACCAACAACGCCGACCACCACCACCGUACCACCUUCGGGAUGGACGUCUUUUUGAAAUUUUUAAUCUUCGGUGGCAAGUAUCUCUCGCAGCUGACGGCACAAUCAAUUGUUGAAGCGUACCGCCGUUCGGUACAACUAGGCCGUGCCCUUACCUUGAAUGCAGAACACGCUGUGGUAGUGGUAAGCCAUUAUGACAACGUGCUAGAGUUAUACCAGAAGAAUCUCGAAGAGUUUGAAGCGCUGCCACACGCCCAUCUUGCUUUUAUCAGCGAACAACACCGGCAGGAGUUUGAGGCGUUUAUGCACGACUCUGGUUUAGUCUCCGAGGAAGACAUGUUGGUGUUGUUCAAACAUGGCACCGCUGCAGAUGGCGAGGUUGCUUCCAUAGGGUUGACCUAUGCCCAACAAAUGACACAAUCUAUUCUGGGAAGUUGUGGUCCAUCAAAAGCAACUCCUCGUACAGACUGCACAGAUUCUGUAUCUGAAGACAUACCAUUUGAAGACCCAGUUGAUGUUGAUUACACUAAUCAAGAAAAUGUCAAAUCAUAUAAUUGUCUAUCACCACGUCCAGUCCAUGCUUUCUCCAUAUUUAAAGAGACAGAACCCGAUGGGGCCCUGAAUUCAGUUGCAGAAUAUCUAGAUCGGCAGGCAGAGUACAUAAAAUGCGCCAAUGACACUUUCAAAGAACUCCAGGUGGAUAUUGCGAAUAAAUACGCGCAGAUGCAAGCACAAGCAGUGAAGCAACAUGAAGAGGACUUAGAACGUGAGAAGGCUUUCGCCCAUAAACUCAAAACGGUGCAACAGGAAGUGGAAAACUGCACAAAACUGAUGAAAAAGGCACAGAAUCACUUUGACAUUGACGAUGAAGAUCACAAAACAAAGAGGUUAUUUGGUAGCAUUGAUAAGAUUAUCGAGGACGUAGAAUCCAUCACUCAGUUGAUGAAAGUCAACGAGGAACACUUUGAAAAGUGUGAGAAUCUUAAACUGAUGCAGGAAAAAGGUUCCACAGAUGUAGAUUCUUUGCAGGUGAUGGACGCUAACCUCCAAGCUUAUAAUAAAUUUGUUUGCCAGAAUCUAGGUCAACAAGUGAAGCAAUAUACCAGGAAUACCUUGCCGAUGUUACCUGCAGUUUCUACAUCGGGACUAACACCUAUUGAAGAUAAUAUUAUGAAAUUUCUUAGUAGAAAUAAACACACCGAUACAGAACGUGAGAAAAUCAUGGAAAUCAAUCAAAAAGAGUUUGAAAAAGCGGAGAAAACUCUAAAGUAUCCUUUGAUAGGUCGGUGGAAUAAUCACCUAAAGAAAUGUCGAAAGACAACGAAUCUUACUCGUGAGAAAGACCGGAAAGCACGCCGGAAGCGAAAUAAUCUCUCGAUUAAAAAGUCCUACAAAGGUUCUAAGUCCUGGAUGAGCCGAUCAAGAUUCCUAGGGACGUUUCCUUAUAAAUCUGCUGAUGAUAUGCGAGUGUCCAACUUUGCAGCGUUGAGUACCACGUGGAUUAAUGAUGAACCCGAUGCAGGACCGAUGUAUAACAUCAAUAAUGCAAUCACGCGAUUUAUCAACAGACAAUCAAAACCCAAUGUUUCUCAUAUUGAGAAACAUCGUACGGUUGAUGAGAGUCUGAUGGUGGUUGAUGAGAAGUUAGAUUAUUUGGUAGAAAAACUCCUGGAUAACAUUGAUGGUAAUGUAGAAUCUUCAAAGAUGCCGGAGAAUGCCCAAGGCAAUAAGUUUGUUGGUUUGUACUCUGCGAACGCAACGGACGAAUUGAAAAUGAAGGCGUUUUCUGAAAUCAAGAAGGAGAUUGUUAGCAAUCUUCAAUGUUUAAGGGACAUGCAGGUAAGCGAGAAAGUGGACCCAAUUGCUCAUGAUAUCGGACCAAUUCGUGAUUAUUCAAAUAUGGGAGCGCAGAUUCAACAGGCUGUGGAUGUAGAUUAUCUAAAGUCGGAAUCUGAGUCUCCUGUUUUGUUUGAUGGUAUUCCCGUGGAGUUACCUUCGGAUGACUUUGAUACCGCCAUGGAUGAAUUCACUGCGCAGGUUGCUAGGAACAACUCUAUGCAGAAGAGGAGUCAUCAGGCGACAGAGUCUGAGAUUCGUGAAUUGGAAGCGGUGAGGCAAAUGGUUUCCGAGGAAGCUGUCAAACAUCAAGCUGCAUUAGAAGAUGUUCGUGUUGAUGCUGGACUGGAAGCGCAACGUAUUGAAGCAAAACGAGCUCUCCAGGCUGCAAAAGUUGCUCGGAAAGAAGCUGCGUUUGAUGCUUCGAAGGUUGCCUACCAGAAAGCUCUUGAUGCAGAAAGAGUAAAUGAUAAUACGGUCCGUAUUGAUAUUACUCAAGAUACAAACGUAUCUUCAACUUUUCAACCACGAGUUGUCCACACUGUCAGCGAUGAUAUUUGUGAUAUUUGUGCCGAUAUCAAUUUUGACCCGGUGCAGAUAGAGAUUGAAGCACCUAGUCAAGUUCGACUUCAUAUUUCACUCUCUCCAGAUGUUGAUCAAUCUGCAACUGUAGAUUUGAUUGAAACUGUUGCUCCUCAUCACAGAGAACACAACGAAAUCAACGCGAAGGCUUUGAUGAAGGAUAUCCUCACAGAAAUGAAUGAAAAAGAGGCUGUGUAUGACUGGCAGACUAACAAUAAACUACUACAACUUGCUCGGGAGAUGAAUCAUGCUGCAGCGAUUAAAAACCGACAUUGCAAGGAACAACAAGCUGCUGGUAAGCAGCUGCAUGAAAUCAUGAACAUUGAUAAUGUUGAAACUGUGAUUGAAAGCACACCUAGUGCCAAACAAUCUUUAGCAGAACUUAAAAAUCAUGAAUCUAACGAUCCUGCUAAUUUAAAUCUUACUAUGAAUACCCUGAAGUGGGUUAAUGAAUUGAUUCAUCGGAAUAAUGAUAAUCCCAUGCUGGGCACAGAUGGAACCUCUGUGAAGAACGUGAGUGUGUUUAAGAAGAGCCAUGCUGAGACUAAGAAAAGAUGGAAUAAAUGGAAGAAUCUUCAGCCUAAGUAUAGAAAAGUUAAAAAAUCUUAUACGGUAGUCAAGACUAGAAACAGUGAAAUUACCCUUCAGGAUAUGAUCAAUGGAGGAUCACGAAUAUUGAAUUCUUCGGUUGAGAAACUCCCGGGUACAAGACAUAUCAGCUUCAAGAAGAGUUCAGAAAAUGUUGUAAAGAGGUUGAAGCCUUCUACUGCAUGCACCACUUUACGAAAACAAUCUUCAGAUAUAAAAUUGAUUCCGAUGAAUUUACUACGUCCGAAUAUACAGCAGCAAUCAGCCAAUGAUGAUGAUCUAAUAGAUAAUAAACUGAGGUUGACUGAGAAGAUGAAGUCGUGCAAUUUGAAUCAGUAUCGCGUAGAGAGUGCAAAGGCUUUUAAGCCAGUAAAAUUUGAAGAAACACCAAAAGAAGAAGUAAAAAUACAGGAACCAUCAACAUCUACGAAGAAACCUAUGUAUACUGUACAUUUGGAGAAGGUAACUGAGGGAUCUUCCAUUAAAUCUGUGUCCGACAAUCAAGCAAUUCAAUUUUUCAAGCAACCAAAAAAGAAUUCUUUGUUUUUGGAUAAAAUUCCUGAAGUACCUGAAGAUAAAGGUAGAGAUUUGAAGAUUACCCUGGUUCAAACUUCAGUAAAACCAGAGAAAUCAGAAAAGAUUGCUAAUACUGAAGAAGUCACCGAAAAUGGUACAACGAAAAUAAACGAAGUGAAUUCUUUUAAUGCAAUGUCAAAGAUUAAAGCUAUCAGGAAAACUUACGAGAAGAGUAUGAGGAGGUCUUUGAGAACAGCUGUGCUUGCUCCAGAUGUUUCCCGAAAGGAUGCUUAUACAUCCCUGAAUCAGAACCUAGCACAGAAGCUGAUGCCAAAGGACCCAAAGUCAAAAAACUCCCACAAUGCUUCAAUAGAUGCAGUAAACCAACAAACAGAAGCAGGAUCUGCAGUCAAAGCUCAAGCUCAGGAAAUACCACCAGCCCCACCACCAACACCUCGUUCUCCACGUAAGACACAGUCGUUUUUUCCGGCGAAAGCAGUAAAAACUGAAGCGCCUGUAAUUUCACUCAAACGAUUUCAAUCUCAGACUGAGCAAUUGUGUGCACCGUCAACCGAACAACUUCGGGAGAGUGCCAAGAAGAAAAGGUUAGAGAAGUUGCAUAACUUGGCAAUAAAACCACCUAAACCUGUGGAGACAUUGUCCAGACCCUCAAAAUCUGAAGAUUCUAUCCGAACUAAAGAUACUAUAUCAAUGGAUUCUUAUAACCCUGAAUCACAAACUAGACUUGUCCAAAUAACACCUACUUAUAUCCUUGAAGAACCAAUUGGUAAAAAGAAGAAAGUUUAUGAGCCUUCGACGAAUCCUUAUGAAACUGAUAAGGACAUUACUGUAAAUAUAAGAAUUCCUGAACAAGGAUCCAUGGAGGAUGUGUGUGAUUACGAUGUGACCUACAAGCAUGAGGUAGCUGAUGUGAGUAUGGCUAAUCCAUCAAAUCAAAAACAUAUAGAUCCAUUGAUUAAGCGAGCUGUGGAGACUUACCACAUGGCGAAUAAUGAGGAAAGUUUCAAACGUAGUCAAAUUGGAUCAAAGUUUUUGAUUGAUUAUGAUAAAUCUGUGGCGAAAUCUGAGAGUUUUGGAAUGAGAGGACCACAAAAUGCGACGGAUUCAAUUGCGGAUGAUGUGUCUAUAUCGAUUAAUAUUGAAGAAUGUGACCAGCGUCCCGAAUGUGUUUCUGAUGCUGAUUUGGGUCAUAGAAAUAGAUACAUGAAGCAUCUGCAAAGAAGGAAUCAAUCUUCUGUGAGUGAAAGUCGCUUGACACCUCCUCAUUCAAGUUAUGCCAAGAUGAGACCCAGAUUGGAUCAAUUACCGGAUCUGGAGGUGAUUGCAGAACAAAUCGCUUCGGAAAACAACUCCAGAAAAGAACAAGCUGCAGCAGAUUUACGUGCAAAGUCUGAGGAGAAUAGUGAGACGGAUAAAAGUUAUCUGAACGUAAAGGGAAUAAUUUCACCAAGGGACAUGAUGGAGCCAUCUUGUGCUGCAGUAAAAACACCUCCACAGCCUGUGGAAAGUGAUCAAAGACCUCAAAAAUAUAAUUAUUCUAAGGAUGAAUUUAAAACUCAGGAUAUGGAUGAUUAUGCACCAAUGGCAGGUGCAGAUAUGAAUUCUAUUGAUGAAGAUCCCACGGGAAAAGUGGAGUUGUUGAAUCCACAUACGCAUGAAAGGGUUUUGUAUAAUUUUUCGACUGAUGAUUCACAUGCGUCCCUCUCACAUGCAGAGAAUUACCAGAAAAUAAACGAGAAUAAUGUCCAUGCUAUUCAGGAGAGAAUUGAUAAAGAUGACAAGAUGCAACACUCGCCAAUGCCGCAUAGACCGCCUAUGAAUCCAUCGGAACUUGCAAAGCAUAAGUUCCCCAUUCCUGCACCACGGUUGAAAUUUAAUCCCAAGGCUAAAGUUGAAGAAAAAGCAAGCGUUGAAUUAACUGAAGGCAUUAAAGAAGCUGGAGUGUCUUGCAAUGUAGAACCUGAAAUAGUUGCUAAUAAACCUAAACAAUUGAAGCAGGUAUCUAAUAGUCCUCAACCAACUCCUCGAAUGGAGUCUCAGAAUAUUUCAGUAGAGCCUGUGAAGAAAAAACUAAAACCAACGAUGAUUAGGAAUAAAUCUUUGGAUAAACCUUCUGAAUCUGUACCGCCAAUACCGUUGCCUUCUGAAUCUAAUAAUGUAAUGUUGAAACCUCCAUCAGAAUCAUCACCACGUGAAAAAUCUAUAAAAAUGAUUAAGAUACCAAAAGGUGAAAUGAGAAAGAAUGUGGAAUUUAAAGAAACACCUCAGAUUAAACGUGCGACAACUGCGCCGGUAAAAACAACUACUACUCCUCAAGUAGAAGCUAAAGAUGACUUGAUAGUUGAGACACUUUCAAUAAGGCAACAAUCGCCCAGAUCACCUCGAUCACAUAAAUUUGUUCUACCUCGGAAAACACCCAAAUUCGCUCAUAAAUCAGAAAGGACAUUGAAUCAGAACAAUGCACGAAGUGUUAAGGUUGAAGCACCAAGACCCAAUUCCAAACAUGCAAAAACAAUGAAUUCACUCAAAGAUAAGUCUUCUGUACAUGCAGAAUCUAAAACUGAAGCAAAGAAUGUGGAAACAUUAAAAAAUCAGAAAGAAAUUCAACCUGUGUUGUCUGCAACAUCGAAAAGUUUGGUUAAAAUUGAUCCUUCAACUGCUUCUAAACCCUAUGUUGAUAUGUCGGCUGUGGCUGGUGAUAUGAUACGCACGGGAGCCAAUAUUCAGUAUUUAAAUGAGUUGAGUUCUGAGUUGAAAAACUCUGUUUACAAUGAUUUACUGGAGAAAUGUUAUCCGAAAGAGAAGCAGCAGUCUGAUGAUAUGAAAACAUCGAAGGAUAUCAUCAAAAUGCAGGCUUUGUUGAAGAACGCUGAACCUUCUCAAGUAAAACCGAAAGUGGUAAACAAGACGCAACCCAGUUCAACUGCUGGUAGUCCCAGGGGACCUCGUUCUGGUAUGGUUUACGAAAAAGCGGAAACACCUGAAACGUUUUUCAUUCAGCCUGCUGUCAAUACAAAUGUAAAUAACAACGAAAAGUUAGUAAAACAAACAUUCCCCAAGCUAGAGAAAGUUUCAUAGCUGUUGAUGAACUCCCAGCAUCUGCAAAACCAGUAAUCAAAACCUACAGCAAGAAGGUGAUUGAUAAUUUAAGAAAUAUGAAGAAGGAACUCAUAGAAACUCCAAAAACAGCUUCUAAUAGGAAGGAAGUGAAAAGUGACAGUGUUCUAAAGCAGAAACAGACUGAGAAGAAGGCAAAAGUGCAAGCCAAAUAUGAAGGAGGUUAUGAGUUUCCAGAGGUUAUGAAGUUGAAGGCUAGUGAACGUGAACGUAACCUCAAACGAUUGAUUAUCUUGGAAGAGAAGAUGAAAAAGUUGGAAGCCAAGCGUUCGACAAAAAUCGGAAAGGAGGUGAAUUCUCCGUUAGAUAAGUCUUUAGCGAAUGUCCUUGAUGAUAUGCGUUAUAAAAAUCUUCAAAGUAUCCUGAAACUACUGUUAGACGGAUUGGUACCUUUAAGGAAACCUCUGCAGCUGGAACACAAUAUCGUAAAAGCUAUAGUAACAUCAACUCUAAGGAAAAUGAAGGUGGAAGGUCAAGAGAUGGAAGAAAACAAAGAUCCAUGAGUAAAGGAGCAAGUCAAAGUGAAGAUUUAUCCCCAUCUAGAAAUUCUGAAGUGAAGAUUCCACGAUUGCAUGCAAGAUCAGCUUCUGCCCCGAUUCCAAAGAAAAUAACUAAGCAGGAACAGGAGACAGAAAAGAAAGUUUCUGGUAAGAAGUCUGAACCUAUGGAGGAGUUUAUCUCAGUUCCCAAGUUGAAUAUCAAAGGUAUAAAGAAAUUGAAUUCGACGACAUCUAAUACCACAGCACCACCAACAGAACAACAACCAAAGAUUAACCCUAAUCCAAAGACCUAUGAGGAGGUACCACCUGCUGUGGGUCAAUGGAAGUUGCCACCUUCAAGGAGGAAGAAUUUACUUCCAAAUAUUCCAGAGUUGCAGAAUGUGGAAGUUGUGGUACCUAAAAAUAGUGCUUCUACAAAGGCGGCUGUAAUGACCAAGAGACCUUAUCCCCACCACCCGCACCACCAGUAAUACCUACUGUUCCCUCCAACAUAGUACCUGAAAUAGAAAAAGUAUCACUUGUUCCGAGUAGGGUAAGUGCUGUACCUGAAAAGCCAUCUGGAUCAGCAUCACCACGGGCUGCAGGAACUGUCAUAUCUAUAAGUCCCACACCGUUCUGUGCACCUACAAAAUACGGUGCAGCACAAUCCUUGCAUCCGGAGGAAAGUAGAUUCUUCCAGAUUGAACCACCGAAGCCUGAUGAAUAUGCUGAGCUACCAAGUGUACCAGCGGCAAGUUCAGAUCCUCAAUUGGAUGCCAAACUGUUUAUGCCUUAUGCUUUCAAGGCUCAGAAAACAGAUGAUGAUGAUCCCAAAAGUCAAACCAGUCAGUUUGAUCAAAAAAAGACAAAAACUUUGAAGGUAUUCCAGAACCAGGUGAAACAGACUAUCAAAGCAAUGGAAGAAAAGGUACGGGAAAGGGAUGAAAGGGAGAAGGUAUAUACCUUUAACAAGAAAACUAUCAAUGCUUUUACGAAUACAUUUGGGCGACAUUUGGUGCGUUUGAAGACUGAAUCAAACCACGGCAAGAAGAAUGCCGAGGAAUAUCACAAAGCGCUUUCUGAGAAGCUUCAACGCAUGUCUUCACUUCCCAGGGUCAAAGAAAGUGUAGAGGCUUCAAAGACCUUCAUCUAUAAACCACCUAUCCGAGAAAGAGCUGGUAUUCGUGAAACAAAGAAACCGUCACUCUCAGAAGUGAAACGAUUGAUAAUACGACACUUGAAGGAGACUUCACCAAGCCAGCAGGUUACGUUGAAGAGAUCCAAUGCAACUGCUUAAACAUGACACAUUCCCGCUACAAUCAAUCAAUCCAUAUAAUGUCAAGAGCGCAAUCGUAUGUGCUGCAGAAAAUUAGGACAUGAUAGAACAACAUUUGUUGCGUACGUUGAUCAAUCCCAACCAAAUCUCGAUGUGCAAUCGGCGGCAUUAGCUCGCAUUGAUUUUUGGAGACAAAUUUUCAGACUGAUGAUCAAUGAGAAGGGUUAAGGGAAGGAGGUUCCUAUGUAAAUUUCAUGUGCCGAACUUUCACAUGCAUUUCGAUUACGCAAUUGAACAAAUAAAUGUUCGUACAGUGUAAAUGUCCCCGUGUAUCUAGGUACACUAUCACUUUGGUGUUCAAAUCAGUUUAAUAAACGUUAUUCAACAUUA
Molecule: messenger RNA, 8930 nt
Organism: Dalotia coriaria
Lineage: Eukaryota; Metazoa; Arthropoda; Insecta; Coleoptera; Staphylinidae
Exons: 2
Coding region: 168-6746 (2192 amino acids)
Source: RefSeq, a predicted model, not a curated record